AUGGCCGCCUCCACCAUGUCUGUCUGCUCUGAUGCUUGCACCAACGCCUCCUGGCAGGUGGAUGACUGCCCAGAGAGCUGCUGUGAGCCAUCCUGCUGUGCCCCCAGCUGCUGCCAGCCCAGCUGCUGUGCCCCCAGCUGCUGUGCACCAACCCCCUGCCUGACCCUUGUCUGCACCCCAGUGAGCUGUGUGCCCAGCCCCUGCUGCCAAUCUUCCUGCUGCACACCCUCAUGCUGCCAGCAGUCUAGCUGCCAGCCAGCUUGCUGCACCUGCUCCCCCUGCCAGCAGCCCUGCUGUGUGACCCUUUGCUGCAAGCCUGUGUGCUGCACACCCUCAUGCUGCCAGCAGUCUAGCUGCCAGCCAGCUUGCUGCACCUGCUCCCCCUGCCAGCAGCCCUGCUGUGUGACCCUUUGCUGCAAGCCUGUGUGCUGCACACCCAUCUGCUCUGGAUCAUGCUGCCAGCAGUCUAGCUGCCAGUCCUCCUGCUGCCAGCCCUCCUGCUGUGUGCCUAUCUGCUGCAAGCCUUCUAGCUGCCAGUCCUCCUGCUGCCAGCCCUCCUGUUGUGUGCCUGUCUGCUGCAAGCCUGUGUGCUGCACACCCAUCUGCUCUGGCUCCUCCUCCUCCUGCUGCCAGCCCUCCUGCUGUGCUCCUGUGUGUUGCAAGCCCUGCUCCAGUGUGUCCCUGCUGUGCCGCCCUGUGUGCAGACCUGCCUGCUGUGUGCCCAGCUCCUCCUGCUGUGCCUCCUCCUGCCAGCCCAGCUGCUGUCGCCCAGCCUCCUGUGUGUCCUUGCUGUGCCGUCCUGCUUGCUCCAGGCAGACCUGCUGUGGCCAGAAGUCCAGCUGCUGA
Molecule: messenger RNA, 846 nt
Organism: Arvicanthis niloticus (Nile rat)
Lineage: Eukaryota; Metazoa; Chordata; Mammalia; Rodentia; Muridae
Source: RefSeq, a predicted model, not a curated record